Molecule: messenger RNA, 453 nt
Organism: Nicotiana attenuata
Lineage: Eukaryota; Viridiplantae; Streptophyta; Magnoliopsida; Solanales; Solanaceae
Product: anthocyanidin 3-O-glucosyltransferase 2-like
Exons: 1
Coding region: 1-453 (150 amino acids)
Molecular function (GO): UDP-glycosyltransferase activity
Source: RefSeq, a predicted model, not a curated record
AUGUUGCCAGAAGGAUUUCUUGAUCGGACAGAGAAGAAAGGGAAAGUUGUAGGAUGGGUCCCGCAACUGAAGGUUUUAUCCCACGAGGCAAUCGGGGGAUUCGUGUCACAUUGUUGUUGGAAUUCGAUACUCGAAAGUAUAUGGUGUGUGGUGCCUAUAGGAACAUGGACAUUGCAUUCUGAGCAACAAAUGAAUGCAUUUCAGUUAGUUAAAGAAGUAGGAGUUGCAGUGGCAAUCAGUUUGGAUUACUGCGAAAGGACUAAAGAUCAGCCAAUGGUAACUGCAGACGCCAUAGAAAAAGAGAUUACAGAAUUGAUGGAAAUUAAUACAGUAGUAAGAGAAAAGGCAAAGGAAAUGAAGGAGAAGAGCAGAGCUAGCGUAAUCGAAGGCGGAUCGUCUUAUUUGUCCCUUGGCGAACUCAUAGAUGAACUACUGAAAAAUGCAGCUUUGUAA